AGAGACUCCAAUAAAAAGGCCACAUUUCCUCUCUCUCUCUCUCUCUCCCCCCCCUCUCUCACACACUCACACACUAAUACAUACUAUAAUACUACGUUGCGGUGUUUGUGCGUAUCAGUUCCUAUAUAAACCCAUCACCAAGAUUCCCCCUUUCUUUACAUAUUUUUGAACAGAAGAAUUAAAACUCUCUCCCUGUUUGUCAGCGCGGUCUUCUGCAAAUUUCAAAUUCCGCCAAAGCAAUUAAAAGGGGAAAACAAAUGCUCUCUGGUCCCCUCUUUAAUUGAUUGCCAUCCCCCUUCUCAUUUGAAUCUUCUUCCUUCAUCCAGGAUUGUUAAAUCUAGGGGAAACCCAUUAUGUAGAAUCAAUUUUGCGGACUACAAAUCAGUUUUCUUUCUUCGCCUUCCAAUUUUUUUUUUUUUUUCUGGGGUUCCCAGUUGGGGUUUUUUUUUUCCCCCUUUUUUCUUUGUUUUUGUUUUUGUUUUUUUUCUGGUGGAAGAGCUCAAGAAUUGGGGGGUUUUUGGUAGACUCUGUAAUUGAUGGAGGACAAGUGCGGGGUUUCUGAUGAGUCGUCGGAGAUGUCCAGAUCUGAAUUCAAGGUAUUGGCGGGAGAAAAGAGGGCUCGUCCUGAAAAGGAAGAAAGAUCCGAAUUUGACCCGAAGAGAGCUAAAAUGCGGGAUCUUGACGCCGUCUUUCGCUCCGAAGAAAAGACGGCGAAGGAAGCAGUGCAUCCUGUAAAUAGUGCGAUUGACCUGAAUUCUAACCUUCAUGUUAAUACAUCAACGUCAAGGGGGUUUGGCUUGGACCUUAAUGCAGAAGAUAAUGCUGACAAUGGCAUAUUUGAUUCUGAUCCUUGCAAAGAUUUUGGACGAGCAAAAUCUUUUGAUGACUCUGACUGUGGAAGUUCUAUUGGCCCACUGGAGGACAAGGAUCCAAUGAAGGUUUGGAAAGAGAUGAAACAAAACGGGUUUCUGUCAUCAUCUCAUGGAGGUGUGCCCAUGCCAAAGCAGCAUGGAAGGAAAAGCAAAAUUGAUGGGAUCAAAAGGAAGAUGGAGCUGGCUAGGAAAGAACAAGUAGACAGAUUUGCUAAGAUGGCGGCACCCAGCGGGUUGCUAAAUGACUUGAAUCCUGGGAUCAUAAACCAUGUCAGAAACAAAAAGCAAGUUCAUUCUAUCAUAGAAGCUCUUGUGAAAUCUGAAAAAAAUGAGAAUCUUCAUUCAGGAAUCAAACAGGGAGAUCAAAUAAAGAGGGGAACAAUAGAAUAUAGUGAAAGGACAGACCUACAAAUUACGAACAGAUCUGACUUGGGCCUGCAUUCCUUCUUUCGAGAAGCUAGUUCAAUGGCUCCUUUUAUUGAUCGCAUGCAGACUGGUGGAUAUUCUGCAUCCGUUAACAACUCAAUUUCUUUCCGCUCACAACUUACAGGUGUAGAUAAUGAGUCGUUCCUGGUUGAUAGAAGAGGUUUUGGAGGUACCAGAGCUCAUCUAAACCUAGAAAGUGAGGAUGACAUACUUGCACUGAAGUUGUCUUCAGCAAUGCCAUCAGAUAAUGCUAGUUCGUUGUCCAAUGAGGAAUCAGCCAAUUUGACCAGUGUUGAUUCACUCUCUGUGAAAGCUGCUAGUGUAGCUUCUCAGUGGUUGGAACUUCUUCAUCUGGAUAUCAAAGGGCGUCUUGCAGCACUUCGACGAAGUAAAAAGAGAGUUCGGGCUGUUAUUCAGACAGAAUUACCUUUCCUAUUUUCAAAAGAAUUUCCUUUAACUCAAGAAAUUCCAAAACCUGAGGAUGCUGCUUGUCCUCCCAAUUCAGCUGAUGCACAUCGUGCCAAAUGGAAAUUUCUGUUUGAUCAGAUGGAUAAAACACUCGUAGAAGAGGAAAAACAAAUGGAAAGUUGGCUGAACCAAGUAAGGGAAAUGCAGUUGCACUGUGAAAAGGGUCUUUCCAAAUACAGUUCAGCUUAUGCUUUACAGCAUCCAUUUGAGAAUGACAACAGGUAAAAAUUCUCUUUACGGGAUACAUUAUUUUGCAUCCUAAAUUCAUGGAGAGCAUAAAACAUGAUGUGGAACAAGGUACUAAUAGAAAAACAAAUUAUAGUAUGUUCUGUAAUUAUUAUUAAGAUCUACAAUUCAAGGAAAGCGUGACACUUCAUUUGCAAAGUACUGCUGUAUUACUUUCAUCAUUUUGUUAUUCAGUACUCCCUGUCCCUGAAGGAGGCUUCCUUUCUUUUACAUAAAGUUUGGAAGGUGCAAUAUAACAGUACUUUAAAUGGGUAGGUAUGAUAGUUUUGGUUAUGACAUUGUGGGAGCUCUUUGUAACUAGAAUGUGGCUGCCUUGCAGUUUGCCGAAGGCUGAUAGUACAGAGAGAGAUUUGGCAGUCAGGGCGGCUGCAGCAUCCAUCUAUUCAACGUGCAACUUCUUGUUGUCGAACGAAAAUUUACCUUGUUGCUGAUCAGCGUAAACACAUCUCACGCCUAGUAGCAUUGAUUUCCUAAUCAUAGUGUAUUUCUUUAUACCUACAACAUGAGCAGGAGAGGCCUGCUGAAUGAAAAAUUUAGGUAUUGCUUAAAUCUGUAGCAGUAGAGUUUGAUUAGAUUCACGAUUUAGUUUCACUGGCCAGUUUGUGUUGACCAUGAAGCUGACAUUUAUAAUGAAUAAUUUUAAUUAUUCUUGUUCAGUAUUAAUUCAAUUUAAUGUGGACACUCAAGCCAAUCUUCCUGUGAAUUUUUUGGAUGACAGUUUGAUACUUUUGUUGGUUAACUUUAAAGUUAACCCAAAUUAUGGAGAGGAU
This is a messenger RNA of Oldenlandia corymbosa var. corymbosa, 2782 nucleotides long. NCBI's taxonomy places the organism in Eukaryota, Viridiplantae, Streptophyta, Magnoliopsida, Gentianales, Rubiaceae. The record is from the annotation of a GenBank genome assembly.